This is a messenger RNA of Fopius arisanus, 2004 nucleotides long. RefSeq names its product putative fatty acyl-CoA reductase CG8306. Bases 243 to 1766 code for a protein of 507 amino acids. NCBI's taxonomy places the organism in Eukaryota, Metazoa, Arthropoda, Insecta, Hymenoptera, Braconidae. Gene Ontology annotation, biological process: long-chain fatty-acyl-CoA metabolic process. The record is from RefSeq and is a predicted model, not a curated record. Gene Ontology annotation, molecular function: alcohol-forming very long-chain fatty acyl-CoA reductase (NADP+) activity. Gene Ontology annotation, cellular component: peroxisome. The transcript is spliced from 7 exons.
GGGAGAAUUCUCGAAUGCUUCUCUCUCGUUUGGAAUUCCACUCCUAUCUCCUAGCAUGUGGCAUAACGUUGAGGACUCAGUUGUAUUUGUUUCAGUUGGUUUCCGUCAGUUCUAGUGACUAGAACCAAGAACAGUCUUCUGUUCCAUUCCAUUUUGUUGUGGUCCAUUCAUUCAAUUCUCCAAUUUUUUAGAAAUAAAUCCCCUCAUCCAAUUGCCAAAUCUAAUUAAUCCCAGUGCAUACGAUGGCAUCACGAGUGGUCGAUUAUUAUCGCGGGAAAUGCAUUUUUAUCACCGGGGGCACCGGCUUCCUCGGCAGUUGCCUGAUCGAGAAACUCCUCAGGUGUUGUCCGGAUGUCAAGAAUAUUUAUUUACUCAUCAGACCGAAGAAGGGGAAGGAAAUCACCGAGCGUCUCGAGGAACUCACCAAAAACUCGGUGUUUGAUCGCCUGAGGGAAGAAGGGAAGACAGAUUUAUUCUCGAAAUUAAUAGGAGUGAGUGGUGAUGUCGGUGAUGAGAACUUGGGACUGUCCUCCGAGGAGAGAUUGACAAUUGUCGAACAUGUCGAAGUCAUAUUCCAUUCGGCAGCAACACUGGACUUUGAAGCGGGUUUGAAGUCCGCUGUUGAUAUUAAUCUCCUUGGUACACGAAGAGUCGUUCAGCUUGCUCAAGAAAUUAGAAAUCUCAAGGCACUUGUGCACGUUUCGAGUGCCUACGUGAAUUCCUUCCUUCUGGAGACUAAAGAGCAGAUUUAUCCACCACCAGCUGAUGUCGAUGAAGUCCUUGCACUUGUUGGGGAAAAGGAUGAGAAAAUUAUUGACAGAGAGACUCCCAAGCUAUUGAAAAAUCAUCCAAAUGCUUACACUUUCUCUAAACAUCUCGCUGAACACGAGGUCGUCAAUGGGUCCAUCCCUGCGGCCAUCGUCAGGCCCUCUAUGAUUACUGGAGCCUGGCAGGAGCCCAUCCCCGGAUGGACGACUUCCAAAAACGGUCCCCAGGGUUUUCUAAUGGGUGCCAGCAAGGGAGUAGUUCGCAGACUACCUGUUGCAAGUGAACUUAUCUACGAUUACAUCCCAGUGGAUACCGUCGUCAAUGCCCUGAUCGUUGCUGCCUACGUCAUUGGACGUGACAAGAACACUGGAAUAAAGGUCUACCACUGCACCUCGAGUACGUGCAAUCCAUUCCAGUGGGUGAAGGUUGAGUCGAAAAUAAAUGGAUAUCUCCACAAGUAUCCGUUGGCUAGUGCUGUCUGGUAUCCCCAUCUGAAACUGGUGCCCUCGUUGUGGCUCUAUCGAAUCUCCUCCAUUUUUGUUCACAUGAUUCCAGCUUAUGUACUUGAUACUGUCACGAAAAUCGCUGGAGGACGACCCAUACUGGUCCGACUGCACACAAAUGUCAACAACUCGUUGGGUCGUCUCGAGAGAUUUAUUUUCACCGAGUGGAAAUUUCAAAACCCAAGAAUGAUGGAGUUGCACGAGUCGUUAUCCAGUGAAGAGAAGAAGCUGUUCAAUCUCGACGUGAGAUCGCUAUCGUGGGAGGACUACUUCGUGAACCUGACGAAAGGUGUCAGGGUGUACCUGAGUAAGGAGCCCCUGAAGACCCUGGGAAGAGCCCGUUCAAAGGACAACGUACUACUGGUGGCUCAUCUGGGACUUCAGGCAGCUCUUCUGGGUCUCGUCUGGUGGAUUUUCAAGUCCAUCCUGGGAGCUACCUGGACAUCAACUGGCAUGAUCGUCCCCAUAGUCUAUCUUCUCUUCAGUCAACUCUAAAUCUCAUUCUCAAUUCAAAUAUUUAAUAUAUUGUCAUCGAGGCAUCGCCAUUUACAAAAUAUUCAAUUAGCCAAGUGAUGAAGUGAUAUAAUUUAACUCUUUUAUUUAUCCACUCAUCCAGACAACUAUCGAUCUACAGUGAAAAUGUUCAAAUAUCUUUAGUAGUUCCGUGAAUUUAUUAUUCUGUUCUGGGGAUUCCAAAGUAAAACGAAUAAAAAAUUGGAAUUAUAAAACUUUA